Molecule: messenger RNA, 6926 nt
Organism: Xiphias gladius (swordfish)
Lineage: Eukaryota; Metazoa; Chordata; Actinopteri; Istiophoriformes; Xiphiidae
Gene: mical2b
Product: microtubule associated monooxygenase, calponin and LIM domain containing 2b
Exons: 38
Coding region: 420-5387 (1655 amino acids)
Molecular function (GO): protein binding; FAD binding
Source: RefSeq, a predicted model, not a curated record
AACACUGGAGUCAACAGACAUACCCCGACUAUCAUUUGAGGAUCAGGUCUCUGAAAGAGAACUGCAGCACUGACAUUAAUGUGUUAACCGAACCGUGAGGAUAUAUUGCCGACAUAUUGUAAAUAAAAUCCGGAGGACUCUAGCGGAGCUGCUAUCAUUUCAUCGACUGUUUAUUUUAAGGGACUCUCCGGUGUAAGGAGCUGACAGCCACACUUUCCUCUCUAAGCGACCGGUCUUUGGUCCCCAUUUGGACUACCAGUCCCGAAAAGGUCCCAAAGAGAACAAGCGAAGCAUGGUGGCACACACAUCAUAGGAGUCCAGUACUGACAGUGUGGAAAGAGUGAACAGGAGAAGGAAACGGGAGAGGAAGAAAAGAGCAAGUGUUAGAGGAGAUUGGACACUGUUUACCAUCAGAGCAGAUGGGUGAGACAGAUGAUGAGCGUACAGCGCAGGCCAGCCAGCUCUUUGAGAACUUUGUUCAGGCGUCCACCUGUAAAGGGACUCUGCAGGCCUUCAGCAUCCUCUGCAGGCAGCUGGAGCUGGAUCCUCUGGACCACAGCCAAUUCUACAGCUCACUGAAGGCUGCAGUCAGCACAUGGAAAGUCAAGGCUCUGUGGACAACACUGGACAAGAGGGCACAGCACAAGGUCUACAACCAGAAUAAAGCCUGCCAGGGCACCAGGUGUCUGAUCAUCGGUGGGGGUCCUUGUGGCCUGCGAACAGCCAUCGAGCUGGCCCUGCUGGGCUGCAAGGCUGUGGUGAUUGAGAAGAGAGACACCUUCUCCAGAAACAACGUGCUCCAUCUCUGGCCCUUCACUAUUCAUGACCUAAGGGGCCUCGGAGCCAAGAAGUUCUACGGCAAGUUCUGCGCUGGCUCCAUUGACCACAUUAGUAUCCGUCAGCUCCAGCUGAUGCUCCUGAAAGUGAGUCUGAUUCUGGGAGUGGAGAUUCAUGUCAACGUGGAGUUUGUCAAACUUUUGGAGCCACUAGCAGGGCAGACUGAUGAAAGCCCUGGGUGGCGCGCAGAGGUCCAACCUUCUAGCCAUCCUGUCUCAGACACUGAUUUUGAUGUCGUGAUUGGAGCCGACGGACGCAAAAACACAUUAGAUGGUUUCAGCCGCAAAGAGUUUCGAGGUAAGUUGGCAAUUGCCAUCACAGCUAACUUCAUCAACAGGAACACCACUGCCGAGGCCAAAGUGGAAGAAAUCAGCGGCGUGGCCUUCAUCUUUAACCAGAAGUUCUUUCUGGAACUUAAGGAGGAGACAGGAAUUGACUUGGAGAACAUAGUUUACUACAAAGACAAUACCCACUACUUUGUCAUGACAGCAAAGAAACAGAGCCUGCUGGACAAAGGGGUCAUCAUAAAUGACUACAUAGAAACGGAGCGACUUCUGAGUGCUGACAAUGUCAACCAGGAAGCAUUGCUCUCUUAUGCCCGUGAGGCAGCUGACUUUGGCACAAACUACCAGCUGCCGUCCCUGGACUAUGCCAUCAACCACUACGGGGAGCCAGAUGUGGCCAUGUUUGACUUCACCAGCAUGUAUGCUUCAGAGAACGCCGCUUUGAUCAGGGAGAAACAUGGACACCAGCUACUCGUCGCACUGGUGGGAGAUAGUUUGCUUGAGCCCUUCUGGCCGAUGGGUACAGGUUGUGCUAGGGGUUUUCUUGCAGCCUUCGACACAGCUUGGAUGGUGAGGGGCUGGGCACAAGGAAGGAGCCCUCUGGAGAUACUGGCUGAGAGGGAGAGUAUUUACCGACUGUUGCCUCAGACCACCACAGAAAACAUAAGCAAAAACUUUGAACAGUACACCAUUGACCCUGCCACCCGCUACCCCAACCUCAUCUCCAGCUGUGUACGCCCACACCAGGUUUGUCACCUGUAUAUUGAUGGCCAACAGGACUCAUGUAAUGUGGAAACAGGAGCCCCGACACGCAGAUUGGUCAACCUAUCCAGAACAGAGUCCGAGGUGCGUCCUGGGCGGCUGCUGACCUGGUGUCAGAAGCAGGCUCAAGGCUACAGAGGGGUCGACAUCACCAACCUCACAUCUUCCUGGAGGAACGGCCUGGCCCUCUGUGCUCUCAUACACCGCCAGAGGCCUGAGCUCAUCGAUUAUGAAUCUCUUAAAGAGGAGGACGUGAUUGAGAACAACCAGUUAGCAUUUGAUGUGGCUGAGCGAGAGUUCAGCAUCCAGCCAGUGACUACAGGAAAGGAGAUGGCUGUGGAGGCUGAACCAGACAAGCUAUUAAUGGUCCUCUACCUCUCCAAAUUCUACGAGCUCUUCAGGAAUUCAUCAGUAAACAAUGCUUUGCUUAACUCUGGAGGCCCUCAGCAACUGUCACACCAACCCAAUAGAACAGAACCAGAUGAAAAUAGUAAAGAUUAUCCAUCUAAAACCAACCACAGACUGCUGAGCCUGCCUCCACCCAGGAAGAGGAUACCCAGGGAUGACAAGACAGUGGAAGACGAUUCUAUUAACAAGAGACGGCGAAAGGGCAGCCACUACCUCACAGAGAUUUCUUGUCACAGUGCACUCCCUACUGGUGAGGAUGGAGAGCUGCGGGAGAAUAAGGUCCGCUCUAUGGCAACUCAACUGCUAGCCAAAUUUGAAGAGAACACCUCAACAGCAAAGACACGCAGCAUGUCUGAUGAGGACCCAUCCAAUCCAUCCUAUUCUCCUACUCUGUCUCCUUCCACCACUCCACUUCCUCUUUCAAAUGAGGAAGAUGGUGAGGAAGAAAACAAGGAAAGAGAUAACCCCCGUUUUGCAAAGCCCAAAGAUAUCCCCUCUCCUCCUCUGCCCCCCAGGUGCCCCAAGUGGCAGCCUUCCAUCUACCUUCGCUUACUGGAGAACUCUAGUUCUUCAGCUCCACAUACCAGUUUCCUAUAUUCCCCCAAACCCUCUCAUCCUCAGAGUGGCUACAGUUGCUCUCCUCCCCCAUCAUGCUUUAGGAGCCCAUUAACUCCUCCCCAUUCAUCCAGCCUUAAUGUUACUGAACACGACUACCCAGAAUGCAGCUUUCCUGAACUUGCAACCAGUCAUUUUUCUGCUUGUAUUCUGUCAAGUAUUGAUCAUCCCAUUGAGUGGUCAGAUGAGUUAAUGCAGCAGAGUAAAUCCCAGAAACUCACUACUAGAGAAUUUUCUAGGAGGAGUUUAAAGGAGAGAGCCGUCCUGCUCUGCUCCAUGUUUCCUGAGUCCAACAAACCUACUCCUGCUCCUCUUUCUCCUCCUUCUGAGUCACAGUGCAACGGGACCUGCGCUCUUGAGAAUGCCAGAAGAAUCACUAAAAAGUCAAUUGUUGACUAUGAGAGAUGUCCGAGUGGAGCUCCAAAUUACAUUAAAGAGCGUACAGUUGGAAAGGUAUCAACAGCCAUAGAUGCUAAGGCUCAGAUACUGGCCAUCCUCUAUGAGACAGACCACAGACCCAAUACCAGUCUGGCUCUAGUUCCGCGGCAAGGGAGGGCUCCUAAUGCUGAAGGGUGUGUGGUACGUAAGGACUUCCCUGCCAGGCUCGGUGGCAGCAACGUCUGCCACUUCUGCACCAAGCGGGUGUACGUGAUGGAGAGACUGAGUGCUGAGGGCUAUUUCUUCCACCGCGAGUGUUUCCGCUGUUAUGUCUGUAACUGUACCCUCCGCCUGGGAGGACACACCUUUGACUCGCAGGAAGCAAAGUUCUACUGCAAGAUGCAUUACGCCCAGCGUCAAUCCACCACUCACCUAGGAAGGUUCAGAAGGAGAAUGGAUGACCAAAGCCGUGUCACACCCUUGUUGCUGGGCAGUGGGAGCUACUCAGCGACAGGCAGCAUCCAGAUCCAUCCCCCAGAUGGGGAGUCCAGUUUGCAUUCAGAGCAGCCUGAUAAAGUUCAGAAAAGAGUUUCUGAAGAAACAGAGAUUGCUGUGGAGGUUCUGGAUGCUUCCUGCAUUGUAAAAUCCACAGCACAAGACACCACAAGGUCCAAGGGCCAAAACCACAACAGUACUAAAGAUCAUCGUAACACCAAACAGAAUAAUCGAUGGAAAAGGAAAAUCCGAGCGACCGUCCCUCUGAUCUUUAUCAAGCACUUCCAGAGAAGCUGGCCACUGGACAAAGAGGGACCAGAGACUGUACCUGAAAACAACUCUGACUUUGAGGAGAUCACUGCAGCAGAAAAACAAACUGUACCAGCAGAGACUGAAGCAGAUAAGCCUCACACAGACUCAGGCCAGGAAGGAGAACUAUCCCGGAGCCAAACCUCUGCCUCCUCCCACUCAGCCUUCCAGCUUAUAGCCAAUGCCUUCAGGAAGACAUUUAGUGUGACCAAUCCCUCUGGCAGCUCCAACAGUGCAGUCACAACGAGAUGCAAACGUGAUGGCCCUCACAAACAGAGGCCCAUGUCAGAGGGAGCUUUCAGCUUUAGCUCCCUCUUCAGCACUGUGGCUCCAGAGCCAUCCAGAGAGGAGAUGAAGGCUGGCAAGCGUGAAGUACGAUGGGCAUCUGUAGGGGCUGAUCCAUGGGGUGCCGGACAGGACCUGCCCUCUCUGCUGCAGCAGGUGUCCCUAAAGGGCUGGAAAGACUCUGGAGGGGUGUUCACUGAUGACAUGGGCUCACUGCCCCGCAGAAGGAUCGAUUUGUUCUCAUCCCUGAGGCUUAGGAAGAGGGAGGUGUCAGAGAGUGAGGGGAAGGACCAGGAAGUCGAAAACGAAAUCAGGACUAUCCUCACCAACCUCAGAAACAAAGCCUUCCGUCAGCAGAAUCUGGAAGAGCCUUCCUCUAGUGCUGAUGAAAAUGAAAGCCUGCCACUCAGUCAGAAGCUGUGUACACAGAGAAAGAGGAGGAAGCAGGAGAAGAUAGUGGCCCAGCAGACUAAAAGAGAACAAAUGAAGAGACUACACAGAGCUCAGGUUAUCCAACGACAACUGGAGGAAGUUGGAGAGAAACAGAGAGACGUAGAAGAGAGAGGAGUAGCAAUUGAAAAGAUCAUAAGAGGAGAAACGGAAUCAUCUCAGACAGAUGACAGUGAUAAGGCCCAGCUUUAUCAGUCCUGGUUUAAACUUGUUCUGGAGAAGAACAGAAUGGCACGCUAUGAGUCUGAGCUCAUGAUCUUUGCCCAGGAGCUUGAACUGGAAGACACACAGAGCCAACUGCAACAAGAUCUACGAUGCAGAAUGGCAAUAGAGGAUACAAAGAAGAGCGCCUCUGAGUUACAGGAGGAGCAGCAGAUCCUGUCAGAGAUCAUGAGGACGGUGGAGAAACGAGACAUGUUGGUCUCUAUACUGGAGGAGCAGAGGCUAAAGGAGAGGGCUGAGGACAGGGACCUGGAAAGCCUUGUGCUCUCCAAGGGCUAUGAGUUCCACUGGUCCCAGGUGGAUGACAGCUGGGGGCAGGAGAAGCUGGAGUGGGGAGUUUGAAUCUUGAGCACCUUGGUGGUGAAAAGCAGGAUGGAUACAAAAGGGUAAAAAAGUACUGUAAUAUAUUACUAUUUUUAACAGAAACAGGGUCGAAUUUACAGUCAUAGAUUGUGUCUGGGUUUUUCUUGUAAAGCUAAAAAUCUGUUGUGAGAAUGGAAAUUUAAUGAAAUUCUAGGUAUUUAUUCCACCUGAAGACAGCCGGGAGGCUUCAUCUUUUCACUUGUCUUUCACUUUGUUUUAAGGUUAAAUAGAAAUGGAGCCUGAGCUAAUGACUUCAUUUACAGCCAAGGGGACUCAGAAGUCUAAUCUGCCAUGGCCCAGGCUCACACUAACCUGAAAAGGGAUGUACAAUAUGAUUAACCACUUAUAAUAAUGUUACUGACUGCCUUGUAAAACGUAUGCACACCUCAUAAACUAAACUGACUGCCUAAUCAACAACUGCUUUAUGUGGUUGCUUGCCUUAUGAGUUUAACUGCUGUGACAGAUUUGUUACUACCGUAGCAUUAUAGUUCCUUACUGGACAACACAUGUAACUACUCCACACUUUUCCAGAAGUUUUGCACAGUGUGAUUUGUUUUAAAUUUGUGUCCAGAAUUGUGUUUUGUGUAAUUCACUGUUAGUCACUUUGUAGCUAUUUGUGUGAGUGUAAGCUUUCUUGUGUGUAUUUUGAUAUUAUUUUUUCACUUUGUGCUGGAACACUGUCAAAUAAAAUUCAGUUGUAUUUACACCUAGACGCUAAUGAACACAGGAGAAACAUAAUCCUAACUGCCAGAUAUUUGUAGUCAGCUGCUAAGAUAUACUACAGCCAGUGGCUGACAAUUUAAUCUUUUCACCCCUUUGUGACACUAGUUGUCCCAUAAUUCAAAACUGAAUCACAGAGCAGAAAACUCAUUGGGGCCUGAUCAGAGGUGUGACAUGCCUGAGAGUUUAAAUGCAAAGAAUGCAGUUUUAUUUUCUCCUAAUUCGGAGUGGAUUUACAAUGUGACUUACUAACUAAAUCAUGAUUGUUCUGUUUUUCUUGUUUUAACCUGGGCUGUGAGUCAAAAUGACAGGGUUAUCUCCCUCAUGAGAAGAUAAAUAAUGUGUUAAAUGAGUUUUAAUCCCUCACUUCUCGUUUGGUCCCUGGGCUUUAAAUGUUAUGUUUGAUUAUAGUGUGAAUUAACACUAAAUUCAGGGUACGUUUUGUUUUCAUGAUAAAAAAUGUUAACUGUGUGAUGUUUCUAUAUGUUUUGGUUUCAGAUCUUUUGAAUGGAAAAAAUUAUUUAAUAAAAAUGAAUUUAAAACAAUAACUGAUAUAUUGAUAUAAUGAUAUUGAUAACUGUUAUAAUGGCUGCGUUUUUCUACUGAGAGUGGUUGAGGUUGUAACUCUUAAAUUUGAGCACCCUGUUUGCAUAUGUCUUGUAAAUUGUUGAACAAGAAGGAGCUGAUUUUUUUUUAACAUUCUCCUUUGAACGGACAUUUUACUAUUUAUUUUUGUAUUUAAUUGAGGUUUGUAUGAUAUAAGCCAACAUGCUUACAUAAUUUAGAUACAAUUUGAAA